Molecule: messenger RNA, 1839 nt
Organism: Tetranychus urticae (two-spotted spider mite)
Lineage: Eukaryota; Metazoa; Arthropoda; Arachnida; Trombidiformes; Tetranychidae
Product: PI-PLC X domain-containing protein 1
Biological process (GO): lipid metabolic process
Molecular function (GO): phosphoric diester hydrolase activity
Source: RefSeq, a predicted model, not a curated record
AAUUUGAGAGGAAAAAAUUUUAACCAAAAAAGUCAAUCAAACUUGAAGAAAAAUGAAUGAAUGAUUAAUCGACGUUUAAGUGUAAAUAUAAUAAACGAGUCUCUAAUCAAUUUUGCAACCUUUUUACUGCCAUUUUAUCAGUUGCUUCUUUUGCUCUCAUUUUCUGUUUAUCUUACCUUUCAGUUUGAACGAGAAAAAAACAGUCAAAUCUGAUUGAUAAUCAUUAUCCUCAUAACUUUUUACGUUAUAAUUUCACCGUACUUCUCUUGUGCUCUUCAACAACCAAUAACCUCAACCUUCAAGUGCAACAAGUGUUGGUAAAAGUUGAACCAGGCAAAACUGAUAAUGAUUGCGAUUCAUCAUUUGUUGGUCAAACUGAUGCUCUUGCUGUCGACAAUUGCACUGAUUGAUCCAAUAACCGGAGUCUACUCAGAUUCAUCUCAAGUUUGGUUAACUGUUUCAUCUCGAGUCCACAAGAAAAACAUUUUCUCAUCAACUUACAUCCAAAGAGAAUUGGAACUCAAUUGGAAUUCAAUUCCAAUUACACCAACAACAUGGAUAGGAUUAUUCGACCAUCAACCUGACUCCAAUUCAACCCUUGACCCAGCCAAAGCCAUCUAUUCAUUUACCAAUCUCGAGACAAGCUCAGGAAAACAUGAAACCAACAUUCAGUUUCCAGUUUUCAGGUUCAAUCAAGGUCCACUUACUUCUGGUUGUUUAAAGUAUUUUGUUGCUUGGAUUGAAGAUGGUCAGGUUAAGCAGACCAACUGCAUUCCCAGUCGACCUUUUUGGAUGGCUCAACACAAGCAAACCAUUGGGAGUAAACCCUUGUCUUCCCUGAUGUUACCCGGAACCCACAAUUCUGGCAGUUAUUCGGUUGGUUAUGAAACGGGUUUGUUAAACAGACUUUUGAAUGCUUACUCGCUUUGUCAAGAUGAAGAUGUUUUUAAUCAACUUGUCUACGGCAACAGAUAUUUGGACAUUCGUAUUAUGUAUGAUCCAAAGCAUGGCGAAGACUUUUGGAUUGCUCAUGAUUUUUAUCCAAUAGAUAAGACGGUUCGUGAGGUAUUACUCCAAAUUAAACAAUUCAUGGAUUCAACAAGUGAAGAGGUUGUUAUAUUGGAUUUUCACCGAUUCCCACUUGGCUUUGAGUCUAAAGGCCAGAUAAACAUGACUCGUCACAAUGAUUUACUCAAUCUGGUUGAAUCCAUUGUUGGUGACCAUUUGACGGAGAACACAGGUGCUUCAAAUUAUCAGAAAACCCUCGAUUCUAUUGUGUCAACUGGACGUCGGCUCAUUUUAGGACACGCAGAAUACUUGAGGAUGAGUAGACCAUAUUUAUUUCCAGCAGUUAAACAACUAUGGGCCAAUACAGAUUCAAUUACACAACUUUCCAGUUAUUUAAAUCGAACCAUUUGUUCAUCGUCUGGUCCUUCAGCAGCAAUGGCCGAGCUGACUCCGAAUGCAGUCAAAUUCCUGACCUAUGGCGGACUUCGUAAACUGGCUCAAUCAGUCAAUUAUCUAGUUACCAAAUGGUUCCGCGAUGACUGGUACAAUAGAUGUGCCAACAUUGUAGCCACCGAUUAUUUCCUUGGUAAUAAUAUAAUUGAGAUUGCCAUAAAUUCCAAUACGAAACGUCCAUCUUGAUUGUCAAUAGAAUCACAGUGAUAAUUAGCCAUUGUUUGAAUCCGUCCACAAUUUGAAUAAGCAAUAUCAAUGCUUAUUCAGAAUAUAUUUUAGCCAAGUAAAUUAUUAAUCGAUCUAAAAAUAUGAAAAAAACAGAAAUUACUAUAAUGUUUAUAAAUGAUUUAAUAAAAUGUUUUUACAGUUCCAACUCAA